Diabrotica virgifera virgifera (western corn rootworm) is the source of this 3313-nucleotide messenger RNA. RefSeq names its product WD repeat domain-containing protein 83. The transcript is spliced from 5 exons. Lineage: Eukaryota; Metazoa; Arthropoda; Insecta; Coleoptera; Chrysomelidae. Gene Ontology annotation, biological process: mRNA splicing, via spliceosome. Gene Ontology annotation, molecular function: protein binding. The record is from RefSeq and is a predicted model, not a curated record. Bases 98 to 1006 code for a protein of 302 amino acids. Gene Ontology annotation, cellular component: catalytic step 2 spliceosome.
AAGUUUGAUUUGUUUUGACGUUUUGUUGUUGUUAUGUUAUGCAUGCAUAUGCAUGUGCUUAUGCAUGUUGUUAUGAUUAAAUGUUGUUCUGUUACAAAUGGAUUUACAAUGUCUAAAUACUAUCGACUGCAAUCAAGGAGCUGUUAGAGCGGUCAGAUUUAACGUUGAUGGAUCCUACUGUUUGACUUGCGGAUCAGAUAAAAAAUUAAAGCUUUGGAAUCCCUACAGAGGCUUGAUACUUAAAACUUAUGGUGGUCAUGGAAACGAAGUUCUUGAUGCAUGUGGUUCCUGUGAUAGCAGUCAGAUAGUGUCAUGCUCUUCAGAUAAAUCUAAUAUAUUGUGGGAUGUCUCUACAGGACAACCCAUUAGAAGGUUAAGAGGCCAUGCAGCUACAGUCACUUGUGUCAAAUUUAAUGAAGAAUCAACAAUAGUUGUGUCUGGCAGUUUGGAUAAUACAGUAAUGUUCUGGGAUGUAAAAUCUAGAUCCCAAGAUCCUGUACAAGUUCUGAGAGAUGCGAAAGACUGUGUAACAUCUAUUCAAGUUACAGAUCACGAAAUAUUAGCUGGUUCUGUAGAUUGUUCUUUUAGGAGAUAUGAUUUAAGAAAUGGAAGGUUGGAUGCCGAUUUUGUUGGAGCACCUGUUGUAUCAGUCAGUUUUACCCAUGACGGACAAUGCAUCUUAGCUGGAUCUGCCGAUAACACAGUACGAUUGUUUGAUAAAAACUCAGGAGAAAUGCUGGGAAAGUACACGGGUCACCGAACAGACGACGUGAAUAUCGAAAGCGCCGUGAUCACUAACGACAACUUCAUUCUGUCUGGAUCAGUCACUGGAGAACUGUGGUGUUGGGAUCUAGUAAGCGCAGAGGUAGUGAAAAAGUUUGUUCAUACCCGCGGUAGAGUGCUUAACUCGAUAAGCAUUCAUCCACGGAAAGACGUUGUGUUAACUGCUUCAGUAGGUUCAAUCAAAGUGUGGGGAGAACCGGAAGUGACUAUAACUGAGGAUUAGUGGAAUGUGUUACUUACAGAGAUUGUGUUACAGAGAUAGUGUCUGAAGAUGCUAUCAUUGUGAACAUUUUUAACUAAUUAAGUAUGCGGGUUGGCUUUGUAGAAUGCGGGGUCGGCUUUGUAUAAGGGAACUAUUAUUGUUGGAACUUUACCGCGCUGAGCAGAUGGGACGUGAAUUAUAAAUUGUAAAAUUCUCUCAUCUUUUUUAGUCUCAGCAAGCCUCGGAGGUGUAACCAGAGAAUGUUCGCAUUGUUUUCAAUCUGGUGGGAUGUAGAGUAAUAUUUUUAAUGUUAUUUUAUGUGCUAUUAGAUUGAAAACUUAGUCUUUUAUCUCUCACAAUCUUUACAUAUUCAUCGGGGACUCCUUUCUUAUUUAGUGCCAUAUGAGCGUUUGUUUCUUUAUUUCUGUAUUUUUCCAUCAACUGCUUUCUAAUGAAAAUUGCAUCUGUGGUUGAUCUGCCCUGCAUAAAGCCAAAUUGAUUAUCGGAUAUUUCGGCUUUUCCACUUAUCCGUCCUUCCUUCCAUGAAGGAAAUGAGUCUCUCUUCUUUUAAUAAUAAAUUAUUUCGUUCACUUAGCCGUGAAUUAGUGCACUUAACGCACACCUAGCAGCUGAAUCCAAUAACUUCAGAAGGCUCUAGCUUCAGACCUAGAUCCCAUGGAUCAGUUUUUCAGACCUAGGCUCCACGGACUAUUUUAAUCUACACACUUAGAACUAUGAUUGACCGAACUUUCGUUUUUGACCGGGGCUACUUUUCCGAGUGUUGCGGGGUCCUUUCUCACCUUUAAUACCAUCUUUGAGUUAUAAGCUUUGAUAGAUCAGUCGUCAUUGACCCCGUUUGUUAUUCUAUAUGUGGUUUAAUGACGGAGGAGUUGUGUGUUACUGGUGGAGAAACAGACAUGGGUAAUUCAAGCUUUUCAUAUCGUCCCUGUCAUUUCCGAUUAUCGAAUGUGAAAAGUGGUACUUUUCAGGAGAGCAAAAUAACUCGUUUUUAGAGACUCCUAAAUCAGCGCAUUGACAAAUAAGAAAAUUUUUAUAUUUUUUGUAUGUAAUGUUUAAUCCUUGUUAGAUUGAUACCAAAUUUGAACUGCUUAUCAUUUUUUUCUUUCCAAAAAAUCACAUUCGUUACUUUGCUUUUUGUAUUAAUCAAAGAUUUGUUUCGGUCCGAUGAUUCAAAGUAGCGAAUGUAUAAUAGCGAAUAACUGUAUAAUCGAAUAAUGAAAAUCCGUUAAAAUUAAAUCAUAAACUGCCUCACAAGAAUUUCUUGGAAGCGAUACUGAAACAAAAUUCGCCCUAAUUGUAAACACGUGCAUUUUAUUCUUCUCAGGAGUUUAACAUUUUCGACAGUUUACAGAUUAUAAUUAAAUAACUGUUGAAUAAAUUACAACACAAACUAACGAAUGUGACAUAUUCGACAUUUAGCGUUGUACAAAUAUACCUUUAGUUAUAUUUAUACAAAACAAAUGUAUCGAAUAUAACCAUUUUCGUCAGUUGAACCAAAUGAAUAAAUGUUCAUAUUCGAUGGUUUAAACAGCAUAUUUCCCGCGCUCCUAAUCAAGCUACAAUAACGAGAAUUUGCCACAAGAUGUAUCACAUAUAAUGCGAGGGCAAGGUAUCGAAUCUGAAUAACCCGAUUUUUCACAUUCGAUAGUUGGAAAUGGUAGGGACGAUAUUGUUUCAAAGUCUUCUUCUUCUUCUUCUUUUUCUUCUUCUUCUUCUUCUUCUUCUUCUUCUUCUUCUUCUUCUUCUUCUUCUUCUUCUUCUUCUUCUUCUUCUUCUUCUUCUUCUUCUUCUUCUUCUUCUUCUUCUUCUUCUUCUUCUUCUUCUUCUUCUUCUUCUUCUUCUUCUUCUUCUUCUUCUUCUUCUUCUUCUUAUAUUAGGUCUCUUGACCUGCUCGUAACCGAUUUUGAGCUUGUAUUUGUAGCUGUAAUGUUGACUGCCAGCGAUCUCACCACUUUUUAAAAGGCCUUUCCUUGCCUAUUGGCUUUGAAUCUCUGGCUAUACGGGCUAUUCUCUCGCUGUCCAUUCUCGUCACCUGCUGAUUCCUCUCUCGUCUUCUCUGUCUUCCCCACAGUACUAUGUCUUGUAUGUUUCAAAGUGAAUGUUUCAAAACCUCUUAUCACACAAAACCAAAAAAAACCAGAGCUUAACAAUCAGGCAUGGACAGAAAAAUUGGAUUAUUAUCAUAAUAAUAAGACUGUAUGUAUUCACAAAAUUAUACCAAAACAUAAGUUGUUUUAUGUAACUGUAUAAAGUUCUUGUUUAUUCUUAAGUUUUCUUAAAAAUGUAAAUAAAUUCGUUUAUUUUUAA